Molecule: messenger RNA, 1778 nt
Organism: Papaver somniferum (opium poppy)
Lineage: Eukaryota; Viridiplantae; Streptophyta; Magnoliopsida; Ranunculales; Papaveraceae
Product: putative F-box/LRR-repeat protein At3g42770
Exons: 4
Coding region: 309-1559 (416 amino acids)
Source: RefSeq, a predicted model, not a curated record
GAGAAGCGGAAAUCAGAAAUUUGUGGAGUUCUUUUGCAUUGCCCUUCGGUGACUAAAACCAGAGCGUUGCACUUUAAGAGUUAUUCAUCAGCCAUUUCUACAUCCAAGGUUAACAAUGGAAGAAACAAGAGAUGCAUCAUAUUCUGAUGGGGAAGAUAGAAUCAGUAGGUUACCGGAUUCCUUAAUCCAUCAUAUCCUGUCUUUCAUUGAUACUAAAUAUGCAGUUCAAACUAGUGUUUUGUCAAAAACUUGGGUUGAUAUUUGGAAAUCUCUACCGUUUCUGAAAUUCGAUAGGAGUUUGUUUUCAGAUGAUAAAAAAACAUAGUUUUGUAAUGUUUGUGGAUACGGUAUUCAUUUUUCGCCAAGACUUUGAUAUUCAGAGAUUUAGUGUGCAUUGGGAGGACACUGCAUAUGAAAAUACGGUGCCAGUGCAUGUGAAUAGAUGGAGCCUUAAUGCGGUCAAGUAUAAUGUUCAAGAAGUAAGGUUAGUAAUCACUGAAUGUCAUGAUUCGACAUAUGAAAUUCCUCACCGGCUUCUGAAUUGCAAGUCAUUGAGAAAGUUGGAAAUGGAAGUGCAUGGUAAUGGCAGAUGUGCGAAUAUUGUUCUACCAAGAUCAAUGAAUUUACCUCAGCUUAAUGUACUGUCCUUAUAUGGAUUAUCAAUUUCCAAUUUAGAUUUAUCUAAAAGACUCAUUGCAAGUUGUCCAGUUCUUGAAAGGCUAGACAUAGUUGAUUGUGAUAUACAAACUGAUAAUCAAAGGAAUUUGGUUGUUGAUUCUCUAAGCCUUAAGGAAUUUAUGUAUGUUCAUCGUUAUUUGCCGCAAAAUGAUUCUAUGGUCAACAUUAUCAAGUUAUGUGCUCCAAAUCUGAAAGAAUUGACUUGCAGAUGUCCCUUGUCACUAGAUUAUUCUCUAGAAAACUGUUCUCCCUUAUACGGGGUAAGUUUUUAUAUGAAUCUCAAAGAAAAUAAAUAUGAGAAUGCAGACGCAUAUUCAAAACUGCCUUCAAGGGAAAAAAAAGUGUAUGCUGAACGUAUGAUGAAAUUUCUAGGGGCAGUUUAUAUGGUGAAAGAUAUGUUUUUAUCACCUGGAUUCCUUGAGGUACUCUCACAAGCUGCCAACUUAUUAGGCUGUCAACCAACUCGCUUGUGUAAUCUACAAUAUUUGACGCUGGAAUUGUGGUGUACAAGAGGUUGCUUGCGGGCUAUAGCAUACUUACUCAGCAUUUCUCCUAAUAUUAAUUCUAUUUUCCUUGUAUUGAAGGAGUCAAGUUUAGUGGAUGUUGGAGAUGACUGGGAAGCAGGAUUGUCAGUUCGGGGAAUGUUAUCUCACCUCGAGUAUGUCCAGGUUGAAGACAUGGAAGGAUGUGAUGCUGAAUUCAAACUUCUGAGUUUUCUGUUGAGAAAUGCCAAGGUUUUGAAGGAAGUUGAACUAUUUUUUCGCCCUAGUGUUGGCUCGCCUGAUAGGCUAAUACAAGUUCAGCAAUUUCAAGAUAAGCUAAGAGAAGUUCCUGCAGCUUCUUCAAGUAUCCUAAUGGGGUUUAAAGUAGCUGCCGUGUGAUAUUUUCUAGUCAAAAGUAGUCCGGAUGCUUUCUUCUCCGAAUGAAUCUUAAAAUGUCUAUUUGGGACUUCGUGAAAUGCUGAUUAACUGAUCUUUUGCCUAUUAAGUCUGGAUGAUUUUCAUGAAUUGUUAAUAACCAAUAAAGAGCCCUUUUCAGGUAAUCGCAUGAAGAAGUGCUCUGAAAUCUCCUUACAGAGUUCUUCGGCCUGAAUGAGAUUU